Meira miltonrushii is the source of this 8538-nucleotide messenger RNA. RefSeq lists its product as uncharacterized. The record is from RefSeq and is a predicted model, not a curated record. Gene Ontology annotation, cellular component: site of polarized growth; cell cortex. The transcript is spliced from 6 exons. Lineage: Eukaryota; Fungi; Basidiomycota; Exobasidiomycetes; Exobasidiales; Brachybasidiaceae. Gene Ontology annotation, biological process: cell morphogenesis. The coding region runs from base 1 to 8538 and encodes 2845 amino acids.
AUGGAGAUGCAGAUUUCCAUUCCCGAUUUGGAAGAUGAUCAGAUCUAUCCGCUGGACGGAGGUGCGGGAUUUGACACUUCCGUCAAUCAAUCCGAAGCAUCCCAUCAAGACUCUACCAAGCCGAGACCAUUCAGAGGUGCAACGAUUGAGCAUUCACGAUCAGGAUCCGCUCUUAGUUUCGAGAGCAAUACCGGUUCACGAACAGGCACUUCUCAGCCUUACAACACUGCAAGAGGAAUGGGAGCUGGAGUCACUGCACCCGCCGCUACCUCCAAUUUCAGUCCUUCGUCGACCGGAUUUCCAAGAAAAAGCUCGUUUGCUUCUCUCAAAGCCGCAUUCAAAGGAACUUCUACGACAAAUGCACAAGAUGCAUACCCUCAACAAUUACGCAACCCCUUCGGUGUCGGACAGCAGAAUGGAAAUGCAAACGUAAACUAUGCAAGCUCCACUGGUCAAAAACCAAGUGCAGCUUCUCCAAUCGAUGCAAAUAGAGCACAUGGCCGGACCGAUAGCUACUUAUCUUCGAUCACUUCACGCUCACGAGGUGUGCCAUUAUCGCAACAAAAGCAUGCUCAACAAAGUUCUCUCUAUUCAGAGAAUUCUUUGGGUGGUAAUAGCACUUCAUUCAGUGAAUCGACCAAUGGUUCCGCUUUUCGUUCCGGUCCCGGUCUUCCACCUGUGCCACCUUUUCCAGAAGCAUAUGUUUCUGGGCAACAGCCAACGUCUUCAACUUCCCUUCCACCUGCUCGGACUGCAUAUGCAAGGUCUAUGUCCGCCCAAGACCGGGGAAUGGGGAUCCCAGUAUCGCAAACGGUCACCUCUGAAAUGGACGGCAUCCCACCCCUUCCGCGUUCAAACACAGACCAGCCGCAUUAUCGAUCAAACAAUGAUCCAACAGCGCCAAGCUGGAUGCAGGGCAAUGCGGCAAUCUUGGAAGAUUUAGAAGAACCUCUUCAACCACCGCAAAGGAUCUUUGCAAGCUCUUUGCAUCAACGAGGCUCUUCACGUGGAAGUAGAGAUACAUCAGAAGAUGGAGCAAGACCAUCGAUUGACCAUCAACAGGCUAUGUAUCGGGGAGCAGGAAUCAAUGCGCCAACCUCGUCUCGAUGGGCAGGUGCGAAUGCAGCACAAAAUAUGCCACCCGUACGUGAGGACCGCACAAUGCAAAGAUCUCAAUUUAUGAAUGGUGAGAAUAGCUCUUUUGCUUCGCUCCCUACCGCCAGCCCGGCAGAAUAUGCAAUCAAUGUACUUUGCAGUCGCUUCCUGACCUUAGCUGGUGUUCGAAUCAGGACAGCAAUUGGAGGGGUUGAUGAGUCGGAUCCAUCCUUGGAGAGGAAUUUGGGUUCAGGAGCAGAUGAUUCUUUGGCACACGUUUCACGUAAGAAUCCUGCUCCGGUCAUCAAGAGUAUCUUUCAAUGGCGUGAUAAUAUGAUGGAAGAUCGCAUUGAUGUUGGCGAAGUAAGAGGUGCAUUAGCAGGCAGUCAAGUUGGUUUGGCAAUGGGUGUAGGAGACGUAGCCAAUGUGUUGAUGAGAAGAAAGGUCUUGGCAACUGCGUACUUGUUAUCUCGAACACUAAUCCAGAUCGCAUCAAGCUUCUCACCUGGCCAGGCUGAGAACUCCAUCAAAGGGCUUAACGAUGCGCAAGUUACUGAGCUGCAAUCAAGAUCGUUCGAAUUGAUGCGCGAAUGUAGCAGAGAAAAGAUACCUUCUUCAAAGAUGCAGAUUGACGCUUUUGAACUUGCGUCACAGUUACUUGGUGUACUGUCAAAAGUGUGCUUUGCUGCUGUGGGUGAUCGAUUCGUUGCUUUUCUAGAGCAAGCAAGCCGUGCAAAUUCAAACACAAAAGAAGGAGACCCUGCUUCAGAAGUUGCAGUGGCCGCUGUACGACAUUUGACCAUCACGCCCUUCCCAAUGGAGUUAUUUGAAGAGGGAGCAGAAUUUCUCGAGAUCAUGGCCCGAAACUUUGCUGCUGCACAUGGCCAACGGCUUAAGAGCACAUACGCUGAAUCUUUGUCUGCCUUGCUCAUGCCUGUUGCCAAGUCUGCUUCAGCUGAAUUACAUCAUCCGACCUGGACAAAGGCAUUGGACUCAAUAGCGCCACGAGCAUUUGCAAUGAUUUCAAAACCACGAUACUGGUCUGUUGCUUAUCCUUUAUAUGUUGCCGUACUCUGUGUUUCACCUGAAGAUCGAUUUCAACAACCUUCUCAAACGUGGUCAUGGGUACAAUGCUUGGAUGCUGGGGUGACAAAAAUGAACAAGGAUCGAGGCAGUAGGUCUAUCGUGAUGAAUGCUGCCGUUUCCCUUUUAUGGACCUAUCUAUUCCGUUGCCGUGAGAGCUCUUCAACGACAAGCAAAAGACUGGAAACAUUCUCACGCAUCUGGUUCCCUGCCAAUCGGACGACUUUAUUCCCGACAGACGUGACAAAUUUGGAAUACCACAUCUACUUCACCCACUAUAUCCUCUAUCGACAAUUUGAUGUCGGGCGGGAUAUGGUGCUAGAUUUCUUGAGAGCACAAUUAUUGAGUGGAAAUCACCUUUCUGUUUCACCUGAAGCAUUAUCAAAGCAGCGUAUGACCGUCGCUGUUCGGGCGAUUUUGCUCACUUUGGAUGCUCAUGUCAAGGAAAUUUCACCGUCAUUUCCAUCGGAUCCCAAAUAUGUGACGGAGAAGUCAGACUUUGGUGAUGAACUACCUGAUGCGUUCACUUAUCCAACGCCAGAUAUCGCCAGCUCACAAGCCCAAUUUAAUGAUUUGAUCGGCAAGAUCGCACUGCUCUGUAAUCAUCAAAUUGGCGGAAUAUCAGUGUUUUCAGAUGCGGUGUCCUUGACCAGAGGUACUUCUUUAACUGCAGCAAUGGCUGCAUCCAAAGGGUUGAAUGACGAAGAGAGACUCCUGUGGCGUUUGCAUGCAACGAGCCGAUUCAUUGCCGCCUACAAUCGCGACCAUCAACCGUACAUUGAACUUCUGCGAGCUUGUAUUGACGCUUGGCCACGUUGUUUGACGGCCAACAUACCCUUCCAAAAUGUUCUCAACGUUUUACAUAGGGCCUACUUCAGUGCUGAUCCAUUAUUGGCCGAAGCAGCUGCUCGAUGUCUGAAACGUAUAGCCGAACAACGUAAAGGAGGUGCAACAGCAGUGAUGACCAGUUUCAUGCGAUAUUUGCUAAGGGUCGACAUGGUAUACUGGGAAACACAUACAAAUCAACUGUUGAUCCUAUCCAAGAUCGAAGGAGCAGUAAAGCUUUUGAGUUCAUUUUUGCAAAUUUGGCUAGAUGAGCUCAAGAAAACCCAAGCAGGUGGGGAUUCCGGCAAAAAGGGUUGGGAGAUGGAACGAACGAGUGCUUGGGCUAUAAUUGAUGAAGUAGAAGCUAUGGGGCUAUUCCUGCUCUGCUCUGCUUGGAGGCCGUUGAGGAGACAUGCUCUCGGUAUUUUGCGCAUUGUCUCAACUCUGGACGAGGUUUUUGCUGGAACCACGAACAAGAAUCCCACUUACGCAAAGGACUCUCCUGAAGAUUUUGAAAAAGAAGAUGAACCUACACGUGUGAUUCACCUUCUUUCCAUGCCAUGUGCACGUUUUAUUGAGACGUUAAAGGAUCCACGUAGCGAAGAAGCAAGUGAUAUCUCCGCUUGGCAACAUGCAAGAAUGAUGAAAUGGAGACGAACGCAGAUUUCAAAAGAAACACUGGCAGAAUUAGCAGAGAGUGAUAAAAGCAACGAAUCUACAAAUUGGCUCUUGGUAGUUCCGAAGUUUUUGAGAGUUUGUCUGGAUCAUUUUCCCACAACAGUUGCUGUCUUCCGAUCAAUUGUGACCAAUCGAAUUAUAGGAAUGGAAAGUGCUGUUUCUGUUGCAGCUGGAACGAGUAAUAGGGCACCGGCCGGGGGAGUCUCAACUUUAAAAGGACAAGCAGUUGGUGCAGCUGGUGCGUUGAUGCCAUUCACAGCACUAGGUAACAACAGCGCGAGUGCAGCAAAUGCCACUGUCGGAUUAACCCACGAGCAAAACCUCAUGGCAGAGCACUGGAAGAUGUACAUUCUUGCCUUAUGUACUACCACAACUUCGAUCGAAGGAAGCGCUCAUCGAAUCAAGAAUACAGAAGGUGGAGUGCCAUCCGAACGUGUGAUCGCAGCAAAGGAUUUGUUCCAGAAAUUGGUUCCUUACCUGGCUUCUGAUCAUGCAAAGUUCAGAGAAUCAGUCAUCUCCGCGCUCGGUAAUAUCAACGCCAAUCUGUAUAAGACACUUCUCGAGACGCUACAAACAGUCAAUGCUCAAUUGAGUAGCGACUUCCGCAGAUCAAAUGCUAAGCGGAAUCGACAAAAUGAGCGUUUACGGACAGCACUUGCCAAUGUUGUGCAGCUCACGUCGACGCAUAUGACUAGUAAUGGAACUCUAAAUGAUGCAAGCUUGGUUUAUCUGAUCCUGCAGUGGAUCAAAGAAACGUUUGCCUUCUUGACCGAUCGUGAAAUCAGACUCGAUUGGGAAUUUCACAAGCUUCGAAGAUUCUUCGCAGGCGUCGUAGAGGAAUUCUUUGACUCUUUGUACGUUUCGAAGGAGAACAAAGCGAGCCAAGAGAAUUCGGAAAAGCUUCUCAAUCUGCACACCAGGCUACACAUGUUCAAAUUGUUCCAAGAUUGGCAUUCUUUCAGUCAAGCUGCCAAAGAUGGUCCUGCCAAGCUAGCGAAUCUUCUGGCAAAUGUUGCAGGAAUGUAUCGGGAGGAUCGUAAUCGUGAGGCUAUUCUGACAACAUUGCGCAAUGAAACACAAAUGCUGUCAUUCCAUGCAAGUUGUGCUAUGGCUGCUCUUUGUCAAGGCGUUGUUCCUGUCAGCGACAGUCAACAUCCUUCCUCAGCAAACAACAUGAGCUUAGAGCCAGCUUCUUUGCUUACCUGGCUCAAGCACUUAUAUCUCAGUCCAUCCCCUCAAAACCACGCUGUUGCCAGACGUGCUCUUAAAGCACUUUUGACGCAUAAUGCGUUCAAUAAAGAUCUGAUCAGAUUCACACUGGAACAUGCGGUUGCAGAACCAGAACAGACGAGCGCAACGAGAUCAUUCUUUGCCGUAUUUGCAGAGGUGGUGGUGGAAAAGAAGGGCUCAGAUCAGGUGCCUCUUGACCUACCGCAGAUCCUGUGUCUUGGGUUGGUGAAAUUGGGUCAUCCAGAUAUUGAUACUCGAAAGAAAUCGUUCAUUCUGUUGAGCAGCAUUACACCUAUCGAGCAUGGUUCAACUGUCAUUGCAGCAAUGGAAGGUGGCGUUUCAAGUCCAUUGCCUGCCACCUAUCUGCGAGCUCAGCGAGAUAUCUCAACUGUACUCGCAGAGCAUUUCCAAGAACACAAGAUUGCCAUGUUGAGCGAAUAUGCCCUUCGUUUACCAGAAAUCGAUCUGUCGAGAAGGGCGACUACCCUAGGUCUUUUACCCGAAUGGCUGCAUCGAAUUCAAUUUACAGGAGAACCGAAUCAAGAAGGAAGCGGAGUAGCUCUCUCACGUCGGUCGAUGUUGGUCCUUUCGAAUUUGUUGGCUAUGACGAUUCGAUAUGGUGACGAACAUAAUUUCGAAAUUCAAGACAUGUGGGCAAGUGUAGCGGAAGGAGGUGAUCUUGCAUCAAAUGCAACGACAAUUGUCAAAUUCCUUAUACAGCAAGCAUUGGCUCUUCGAAGCUCACCAUUUAUCAUGCACGCAAAAAGGGCAGUUUCGUGUCUUUCUCAUACUGUGCUGGCUCCAACCCUGUUCGCUGAGAUGUGCUCGUACAUUGAACCGUCAUCGAUGAUUCCCGUACCUUUGGAACAAAAUCGAUUAACGACUUUCGAUGCACAAUUGGACCAUCUCUAUUUGGCCAAUAUCGAAGAACACUUACCGCUUGCCUCACGUAAACAAACAUUCUCGCCCGGCCAAGUAGCUUUAUUGUUUGUAGGCGAAUUGACGUACGAGAAAUCGCCAUAUUUGAUCGAAAAGCUUCCAUUAUUAUUGCAUGCAAUCUUUAUGCAAGUCGAUAGCACAAGCGCAUUCACACAAGAACAAGUGAUGAGCAUGUUUGAACAAUUGAUGCGAUCACUCAGCAAUGAAAUGAGUGCAGGGCCCAGAAACUUUUCAAGUCAGGUAGAGAAAUUAUUUGAGAAAGGCACAAGUAUCUUCUGGACGCAGGAUGAGGCUGAUUUCGAUGCAUCUCAAACGCCAAAGGUGAUGCGAAAUACAGUCUUGGACACCAUCUCCAUUGUCAAAAAUCAUAUUGAAAAUUUGAAUGAACGAUGGGGAAAUGUGGCAUUGGAAUGGGCAACUUCAAAUCCAGUCAGACAUAUGGCUUGUCGAUCGUUCCAAAUGUUCCGAAUUUUGAUGCCGGAUGUGAAUUACUCAAUGUUAGCAGACAUGUUGGGUCGUUUGAGUAACACAAUCUCUGACUCUGUUCGAAUUGACAAUCAAUCAUUCGCUCUUGAAAUUCUUUAUACGAUGAAAGCAGUGGUCCGAAAUAUCAAUUUGGACGAUCAUCAAUCCUCUAAUGGCAAGUAUGCUCUUUUGGGACAUAUUUUUUGGAUGAAUGUGGCCUGUCUUUCAACAGUCAAUGAAUCAGAAUUCGGUCAAGCAGUUGGUCUCUUACACUUAUUGCUGGAAAAGUUGGAUCUCGAUAACCCAGAAACCGUGACGUUUUUACAAGCUCAUUGUCCUGAUGGAUGGGAAGGUGAAAUUGGAGGAUUGCAGAACCUCAUUAUGCGAGGAUUGAGGUCUGCGUCUUUGUAUACCGAGAGCUUCAACUUGUUGGCAAGAAUGGCAAAAAUCUCCGAUGAACAUUUGAUCGACAGACAGGAUUCACGAAUCGGAUACCUUUUCAUUGUCAGUUUGGCUUGGUUCCUGCAAGCAUCCGAUGAACCAGGGUCGAUUGAUGAAUCGCUUGUCACUUGCUUAGCAGAGGAUAUCGCUGCAUUAGCUGCUAAGAAUGGAAAGGUGGAUAUCGAAAGAGUGGCAACAAGUGUUGCAAAGAAACGUUUCCGAACGACAGAUGACCUUCUUCGCUUUCUACCAAACCACGCCACCGGAAUGGCUCUUACUUUGUUGGCCCUGACUUUCAAUGCUGAACCCUGGCUGCGUAAACGUACUUUGCAAGUCCUCAAAAUCUUCUUCCAAUCAGUGGAUACUCGCAGACAAGAAUUGCACGAGUUAGGUCCCGAAUUGCUUAUGCCUCUAUUGCGUCUGUUGAGUACAGAUUUGAGUCUGGAGGCCUUGGAGGUGCUCGAAGAAAAGAUCUUAGCCUCUGUUCCGUCGGCAGGAGCGAAUCAUUCUGGCCAAAGACGCGGACCGAAUGCACAACAAAUUGUUCGAAUGAGCUUGCAAUGGAACAAUAAUCCAAUCGCAUUUCAACAGGGGCGUUCGGGACCUGGACUUUCUGGCUACGGUCAAGGUCGCAAUGGACCAAUAGGUGGUCCCAAUAAUUUCCGUAAUGCACGAAUGCCUGCAAACCAACGUUGGCCUCCUAAUCCAUCUCAACAAAGAUCAACACAUAAUGCGCAUGAGAUGAAUUCUCUUUUCGGCAUUCCAGAAGAUUCAGGUUGGUCCGUUGCUGACGUUCCCGAUUGGACUUCUCGAACGCGAAUCAACAUCUUGAGCGUCUUCAAAAGUGUUGAAUUAUUACUUGAUACACCUCCCGUUGGUGAAGUCAAUUUUGUUGAUGAUUAUGAUGCUGAAGGUGAAAACGUAUUUGAACAAAAUAUGACUGCAAGUAGAACUGAUAUGGAAGAAUUGGAAAGUGCAAGUCUUGCUGCUGGAGCAAAGAGUGGAAAUGCGCAAAGUCUCGCAAGUCAGAAUGGAGUUUCAUUCCCCGGUGAGCAAGCUUCACUCGCAUCAAAGUCAUCCGUUGCAGGAAUUGCUAUGCAAGAGAACAACUUCCCAACCGAAAGUGAAAAAGACAGCAUUGGUGAUAUCGUCAAUCAAUUACACGAUUUGAGUAGCUUCUUUAUCGAUGAUGAGUUUACCAAUGCAUCUGUCGAAAAUGAUGACCCUUCCGAUCGUUCAAGCAAACGAAAAUCCAGAAAGAAGAAUAAUGCCAGCAUGGGAGGAAACAGUACUGGAGCAGCAUCGCUGAGUAGUAUUGCAGGCAAAAGUGAUGGACAUUCAGAAGAAAAUAGCGGAGAACAAAUUGCCAAAAUAUUGAGCAGAAGUGCAUUGGCAAAUAUGAUGGGACGUGGUCAUAACGCAGGAGGACAUCAUACGAAUCGUACAGCAAGUGAAGGUGGCUUUGAUGGAUACAAUAAUCCUAUGGGCGAUUCAACAAUGAUUGCAUCUUCCACAAGUGGUGAUCUGAGUAUGUCAGACGUAAGUGGUAGCAUUGUUGAAGGUGGCGCUCCCACGUCAAACAAGCGACAUAGUAUGUGGGCCCGAAAGGCUUUGUUUGGUAAACGAAAUAACGCAGCUUUACGAUCAGCAUCAGAAACAAUGCCAAUGCCAUCAAACGAAGACAAUUCCAUCCCUGCAUCCACUUCUGCGCCACUCGUUUCAAGGAUAUCUUCCGAUGAAGUAGAAGUUCAACAAGAUGGAGAUGAGACUGCAAGAUCAUAA